Messenger RNA from Acanthisitta chloris (rifleman), 705 nucleotides. RefSeq names its product multiple coagulation factor deficiency 2 (gene MCFD2). The record is from RefSeq and is a predicted model, not a curated record. Lineage: Eukaryota; Metazoa; Chordata; Aves; Passeriformes; Acanthisittidae. Gene Ontology annotation, molecular function: calcium ion binding. The transcript has 4 exons. Bases 5 to 436 code for a protein of 143 amino acids.
CACGAUGGCCCUAAGGAUGUUUAGAACACGUUUGCUGUUCUGCUUUCUGGCUGCAUUCCUCAUCUCUGCCCUAGCUGAAGAACAUGUAGGAGAGAGUCAACAUGCAAAUAUUCGCCUCGAUAAGAAUUUGGUACAAGAUAAAGAGCACAUCAUGGAACACUUGGAAGGUGUUAUUGAGAAACCAGAAUCUGAGAUGUCUCCACAAGAAUUGCAACUCCAUUACUUCAAAAUGCAUGAUUAUGAUGGCAAUAAUUUGUUAGAUGGGUUAGAGCUUGCUACUGCUAUAUCACAUGUUCACAAAGAGGAAGGUGGUGAGCAUACCCAAGCAAUGAAAGAAGAAGAGCUGAUUAGUCUAAUAGAUGAUGUCUUAAGGGAUGAUGAUAAGAACAAUGAUGGAUACAUUGAUUAUGCAGAAUUUGCAAAAUCACUGGAAUAAGGAUUUCAGAAGAGUCAUUCAGGGAUAAUGUCAUAAUCGACAGAGCCACUAGAUAGCGUAUGGACACCACACAUCGGUUCCCUACGGUACGUAACAGUGAUUGAACUUGUAUUUCUCUAAACCGCCACCGGAAUUCUGAUUAUAGGCAAGGCUUGCUCAUCUGUCUUCCAACACCACAUUGUCAGUGUGAUGCCCUCAUUUGUGUUAGUUUAUACCUGUCAUAACAAUAAACUAUAGGUGGGACUGGUUACUGCUACUAAAUUUUCAUU